AUGGAGCUGGCGGCUCGCGCUCAGAUCCCUAAAGAAGUGGCUGACAUCUUCAACGCCCCCAGUGACGAUGAAGACUUUGUCGGCUUCCAAGAGGACGUUCCCAUGGAAACCCUCUCCUCGGAGGAGAGCUGCGACAGCUUUGACUCGCUGGGGUCGGGGAAACAGCAGGAUGUGCGCUUCCGUUCCAAGUACUUCACAGAAGAGCUGAGGAGAAUUUUUAUAGAGGACACCGACUCAGAGACGGAGGACUUUGAGGGGUUUACGCAGAGCGACCUGAGUGCGGACAGUAGCCCAGAAGGAAAGCUCGAGGGGUCCGGUUUGAGCGAGGAUGGGAGUGAGGCAUCCAUGAGCGAGGAGGAGGGAGGUGACAAAGAAGAGGAGGCCACGCCCAGGAGAGGCAGGCCCAGGAGGAGCAGCCUCGGUCUCCGCGUAGCCCUGCAGUUCCCCAAGAAACCGGCCAAAACGACCACCAAGCAUGCUCCCGAGCCCCUGUUUCCCAGCGCUUGCUCACAGGACAGUACAAAAGCCAUUCUCCGGAGAAAGAAAAGCUGCCGACCAGGGAAGGAAAGGGACGAUUCGGCCUCCGAACCCGAAGAGGACUCCCGGGACGAGGAGGGCCAGGAGAGCUCGGACCCGCUGCUGAAAAGGACCAUGAACAUCAAGGAGAACAAGGCCAUGCUUGCUCAGUUGCUGGCAGAAUUGAACUCGGUGCCCGACUUCUUCCCGGUGCGAACCCCGAGCUCAGCUUCCAGGAAGAAGACCGGGCGGCGGGCCUUCUCGGAGGGCCAGCUCCCCCGGCGCACGAACCCCGCCCGCAGCGCGCGGCCGCCCGAGAACUUCGCGCUGGAGAAGUUCACCGUCUCCGCCGCGCCGUUCGCCGAGGAGCUGUUCCGCUUGCGGAGGCGGAGGACCAUCAGUGGGGGGCGGUGCCAGGGGUACCGGCGGCGGCACCGGGUGUCUUCCUUCCGGCCCGUGGAGGACAUCACGGAGGACGACUUGGAAAACGUCGCCAUCACUGUCCGAGAUAAAAUCUACGAUAAAGUUCUGGGCAACACGUGCCAUCAGUGCCGGCAGAAGACCAUCGACACCAAGACGGUGUGCCGGAGCCAGAGCUGCGGCGGCGUGCGGGGGCAGUUCUGUGGGCCGUGCCUGCGGAAUCGCUACGGGGAGGACGUCCGGUCGGCGCUGCUGGACCCGGGCUGGAUGUGCCCGCCAUGCCGGGGCAUCUGCAACUGCAGCUACUGCCGGAAGCGCGACGGCCGCUGUGCCACGGGGAUCCUCAUUCACCUGGCCAAGUUUUACGGUUAUAACAACGUCAAGGAGUAUCUGGAGAGCUUACAGAAGCAGCUGGUGGAAGACAAUUAG
This is a messenger RNA of Pipistrellus nathusii (Nathusius's pipistrelle), 1365 nucleotides long. The record is from the annotation of a GenBank genome assembly. Lineage: Eukaryota; Metazoa; Chordata; Mammalia; Chiroptera; Vespertilionidae.